Linepithema humile (Argentine ant) is the source of this 2873-nucleotide messenger RNA. The record is from RefSeq and is a predicted model, not a curated record. NCBI's taxonomy places the organism in Eukaryota, Metazoa, Arthropoda, Insecta, Hymenoptera, Formicidae.
AGGGGGCGGUGGCUCGCUCGCACGCUCCGCUCCGCGGCCGAGCACUUUUUUAUCGGUUCCGCCGACUCGCUUCGGCCCGCUCGGCGAUAACAAUGGCCGUAUGCUGUGUAUGCUCGGCGUCGCUCGCGACAGGCCGAGGGCAAACGGUCACCGGAGCCACCGCCGCCAACCGCCGCGACGAUGCCGACGGGUGCGACUCGCCCGAGCAUCGCCGCGCAUUCGGCAAUCUCAACCAGCGAGACGAAUGACUGUCGUGGUCAAAAUGGACCUGGCGGAAACUAUGAAGAAUAUUGUUGCCAAAGGUAUGCAAACAGAAAUGGGUCCACCAAGUGGAGGAUCAGGUUAUCCUGCUACACCAAGCAGCGCCGGUUACGUAACGGAGAAGAUGUACAUGUUGUUACAAGCGUAUUUGCAAAAUAAGGGGUGGAAUCCUAGUAUGGAGCUGUUGCAAUGUUUUUCUGAAUUCAAGGAUGCCUCCAUGAUGCCAAGCGCUGCUUAUUUGCAGAUGAUGGCUUCCAGAGUUGCAUUGGAUUCGCAGGGAAGACUAGUCCUGAGAGAGAACGGAAAGAUAAUACUUCCCUAUGAACACUUUGCCAAUGCUGUAAUGUUAAAACAUAUGAAUGGGCCACAUGGUUUACACUUGGGCUUGGAGGGUACAGUUAGAGCAGUCAUGGAAUCUUACACCAUCGGAAGAGAAUGCUUUGGAAUGGAGAAGGAAUUCAUCAUAGAAGUUGUGCAGAACUGCCCCAAUCCUGCGUGUCGUUAUUACAAAAAUCAGCUGGAACUCACUCAGAAGAUGGGUCACAUGGCGCCGACCUACAUCCAAGAAAACGAAGCAACUGCAUCUCUUCUGCGCACCGGGUUUCCUCAUAGCACAGAUUUCCAGGCGACACUAAGCAGUGCUAAUCCAAAUACACAUAUGGGAGGAGGAUCGGCGGCUGAUCUACCGGAAAUGAGAGGUGCUGGCAACCAAAUGAAUCUUCAACGUCCUCCAAGCCGUCCAUCAUUAAAUAUUCCGCAUCGGCCUGUAUCGCAAGAGAAGAAAGUGGCAUCCGGCAAGCAGCAUUACGAAUCUCUAAUACCUAAUAUACCAAUUUCCGAUCACAAGUUGACGGACUUUCUACGCACCAAUCUCGACAACUUGGACAAUCUCACUGGACUCGGUUUAGGAAACUUACAAGGAUUAGGGAACGCCAAUAAGGAUCUGUUGGCGCUGCACAACGGCGCAUGGUCUUUAGACAAUGAAAAGGGAUCUCGGUCGUCAUCUGCAAAUUCGGAAGGUGGUCAAGAGAAGAUUGUGCGUGCUUUUGCAGAAGUGAUGAAGAACAUGGCGAGGAUGAAAGCCUGUGUACGGCCGGCAAUGUGCAAGCCGUAUGGCAAACAAUCCGAGGCUCUGACAAAAACAUUGGUUGACACAAUACAGCUGGUACAAUCGUUGAGAAGUUUUUUGCCGCCUCCGCAUAUACCAGUCUCGAGUUGGAAAAACGAAGAUAAACACCGAUUAGAUCACACCGGCACUCCUUACUUGUCAACGUUAAAAGCUGGUGCGAUGGAAGAAUUGUGCGAGCAGCGUAAGCUAGACUGAGCGUCGUCUUCGCUUUACUCGCGACAGACCAAGUUCGUCUUUUUACGCUCUAUGAUGUUCUAGUCACAAGAUGUUUAUUGAUUAGCUGGGUGUUUCGUAUUUAAACAACCCGAUGGAUUGCUCAAAAAAAAGUUGUUGGCAUUUAGGACUUCAAAUACUAAGAGACAAAAUGAGUCAUGCGUGGACUGUGAUAAACGUGGGUAGCGAGAAAAAAAAUUUAUAUGUAGGACUAAACUCACAUCGCGUCAUCUUAGGGAUUCUUACUAGCUUUAUUUCAUCGCUGUAACGUGAUUUUGUAAUUGUAAUUGCUCUCAAGCUGCCUAUGGAGCUUAUAUAUUCGGCGAAUAAUAUAUCGACUAAUAUCCCGCGUUUCUCGGAUGCCGAGCGAUUAAGCUGCGGCGUGAAUCAUUAUCAUGAUGCGUGGUACGAACAGCAUUUAUAUUUUUACUGUGUCGAUUUAACAAUUUUGCCGCUUGUGUUCCAAUCUGAUUACCUGAUUAAUAAUAUGUAUAAUGUAGGGCUUUUUUAUAUACUGUGUAUAAAGCUGUUACAUAAGCGUGUAAAACUUAAGUCGAAAUGAGAAGCAAAGACUAAAUUUGGCCUGGUACAAAAGCUUUUUGCUACUAAUCAAUGUUUAACGUUUGCGAUAUAGGUGCGUAAAGGAUGGGAUAGCAGUUUCCCUUAUUAUUGGUGUUAUUUUGUUUUUAUAUGUUUUUAGCUGUUUGUUAGAUAUAAUAUAUUGUUUAACUUUGAAUUAACAUAGGGAGUUAUUCAACUAGCGAAAAAAAAUUGCGGUGUUUCGAUUUAUGUAUAUAUUUUCUCCAAAAAGAAGAAAAAAAAGAAAAGGUAUAUGUAUUCGUUAUUAUUUAUUUUUAAGGAUAAGAUGAGCAUAUAUCUAUUGUUACUUCUAGUACUGUUCGCCAAUCGAGCACGCGUUACGAAUGUUAAAAAGAUUCGCGAUACACUUUGUAAGCUCCAUGGGCAGUGAUAUGCGGUGUGCACGUAAAAAAAAGUCAUUGGUCAAUUCAUAGGUAUUUUUUAAGAAACAAAUUAUUUCUUAAUAUAUAAAUAUAAAUAUAUCUAGUAAAGGAAAAUGGAACGAAAUCGUUACGUCAUUAGAGGAUUCUUAAGAGGAUGUGAUUUGCACUGACGCUCAAAGACUUUUCACCGUGCACUAAGUAUUAUAUUGCGCAGAAACGUUUUUAUUCUUGCGGGAGAAACUGCGAAUAGGGGGACUGCGUUUGUGAUUUCGAUCAAUCGCUGUGCCUCGGCGUAAAAAUAAAAAAAA